This is a messenger RNA of Syzygium oleosum, 1122 nucleotides long. Its product is annotated as wall-associated receptor kinase-like 10. Gene Ontology annotation, cellular component: plasma membrane. Gene Ontology annotation, biological process: cell surface receptor signaling pathway; protein phosphorylation. The record is from RefSeq and is a predicted model, not a curated record. Gene Ontology annotation, molecular function: calcium ion binding; ATP binding; protein serine/threonine kinase activity. Bases 1 to 1122 code for a protein of 373 amino acids. NCBI's taxonomy places the organism in Eukaryota, Viridiplantae, Streptophyta, Magnoliopsida, Myrtales, Myrtaceae. The transcript has 4 exons.
AUGGACAGAUCUUCCCAUAUAUUGUCAGAAACAGAUAUUGAUGAAUGUGAAGAUCCAAAUGUGUGCUCCGGGAUUUGUGUGAACAAACAGGGCAGCUUUGACUGCGUCGCUGGUAGAAAGACAGUUAUUCUUGUUGGGGUUGGGGCAGGCGUUGGGGCACUAGUUUUGUGUAUUUUCUUGUGGAGGUUGUACAAAUACAUCAAGAAGAGAAAAGAAAUCAAGCUCAAAGAGAAGUACUUCAAACGCAAUGGUGGCCUUUUGUUGAAAAGCGAGCUAUCUUCACCGGAAGGCAACGUUGAGAAAAGCAAAUUGUUCAAUUCCAAGGAUUUAGAGAAGGCCACUGACAAUUUCAAUGAUGAUAGGAUACUUGGGCAAGGUGGACAGGGUACUGUUUACAAGGGAAUGUUAACAGAUGGAAAAAUAGUUGCGAUUAAGAAAUCAAAAGUGAUCGACGAGGGAAAAGUCGAACAGUUCAUAAAUGAAGUCCUCAUUCUCUCACAAAUCAACCAUAGGAAUGUGGUUAAGUUAUUGGGGUGUUGCUUGGAGACGGAAGUCCCGCUUUUAGUGUAUGAGUUCAUAUCAAAUGGGACUCUAUAUCAAUAUCUGCAUGACCCAAAUCAAGAGUUUCAUGGCACUUUCGGCUAUCUAGAUCCCGAGUAUUUCCAAUCAAGUCAAUUCACAGACAAAAGUGAUGUGUACAGCUUUGGAGUGGUACUUGUUGAACUCUUAACGCGGCAAAAGCCAAUUUCUUCACUGAGGGAACAAGAAGGAAGAAGCCUCUCGACCUAUUUCAUAAUCUCGAUGGAGGAGAAUCGCUUGUUUGACAUUGUCGAUGCUCAAGUUUUGAAAGAAGGUAACAAGGAAGAGAUUGCAUCAGUUGCUAACCUUGCGAAAAGGUGCUUAAACUUGAAUGGGAGGAACCGACCAACAAUGAAAGAAGUGGCAAUGGAGUUGGAGGGGAUAAGGAAGCUCCGAAAUCCUUGGGGUAUACUACAAAAUCAGGAGAACCGUGAAGCAACUAAAUCUUAUGAUGCUGCUUUUCCAUCUAAGAAGUCAAACGUUGACAUGGAUGUCAUUACAUUUUCGGAUGUUCAGCCACUUUUACCUAGUGAGACGUGGUGA